GUUCCGGGUAGGCUCGGCUUUGGGAAGAGGCCCUGCGGAGAGGCCUCAGUUUCAGUGCAGGGAGAGUGAGGCGGCGAAGGCGGGGGCGGGCAAAGGCUAGUGCAGUCGGGAUGGGAGGGCGGUAUUCGUGACCCGGAGCAGUGCGAGGAGAGGACCGAGGAGGGGGUCGGUGAGAGAGAAGAUAGGACUCAACAGUAGCCUUCCUUGAGGACCUGCCUUUCCCAUUGCUGACUGAAGUUAAUGUUUCUUGCUGGCCAAAUCAGGGACAUGCAGGCAUUAGCGGGAUGAGUGGGUGUUCCGGCAGGGAUGUGGUCGUUGACGGCCAGUGAGGGCGAGAGUACCACAGCCCACUUCUUCCUUGGAGCUGGAGAUGAGGGGCUGGGCACCCGCGGAAUAGGCAUGAGGCCAGAAGAGAGUGACAGCGAGCUCCUUGAGGACGAGGAGGAUGAAGUGCCUCCUGAACCUCAGAUCAUUGUUGGCAUCUGUGCCAUGACCAAGAAAUCCAAGUCCAAACCAAUGACUCAAAUCCUAGAGCGACUGUGCAGAUUUGACUACCUGACCGUUAUCAUUCUGGGAGAAGAUGUAAUCCUUAAUGAACCUGUGGAAAACUGGCCAUCCUGCCACUGCCUCAUCUCUUUCCACUCCAAAGGCUUUCCUCUGGACAAAGCUGUUGCUUACUCCAAGCUUCGAAACCCCUUUCUUAUCAAUGACCUGGCCAUGCAGUAUUACAUCCAAGAUAGGAGGGAGGUGUACCGGAUCCUGCAGGAAGAGGGUAUCGAUCUGCCUCGAUAUGCUGUGCUCAACCGUGAUCCUGCUCGGCCUGAGGAAUGUAACCUAAUAGAAGGUGAAGACCAAGUAGAGGUCAAUGGAGCUGUCUUUCCCAAGCCCUUUGUGGAGAAGCCAGUGAGUGCAGAAGACCACAAUGUUUACAUCUACUACCCCAGCUCAGCUGGAGGAGGAAGCCAGCGUCUGUUUCGUAAGAUUGGCAGCCGAAGCAGCGUUUACUCUCCUGAGAGCAGCGUCCGAAAGACAGGGUCAUACAUCUACGAGGAGUUUAUGCCAACAGAUGGCACAGAUGUCAAGGUGUAUACAGUGGGGCCAGAUUAUGCCCAUGCUGAAGCUAGAAAAUCUCCAGCUUUGGAUGGGAAAGUUGAACGAGACAGUGAGGGGAAAGAGAUUCGAUAUCCAGUCAUGCUGACUGCCAUGGAAAAGCUGGUGGCCAGGAAAGUCUGCGUAGCUUUCAAGCAAACGGUUUGUGGAUUUGACCUUCUUCGUGCCAAUGGUCAUUCCUUUGUGUGUGAUGUCAAUGGCUUUAGUUUUGUCAAGAACUCAAUGAAAUACUAUGAUGAUUGUGCCAAGAUUCUGGGGAACACCAUAAUGCGGGAGCUUGCCCCACAGUUCCAAAUCCCGUGGUCCAUCCCCACAGAGGCUGAGGACAUUCCCAUUGUUCCUACCACAUCUGGCACUAUGAUGGAACUUCGUUGUGUCAUUGCAAUUAUUCGUCAUGGAGAUCGUACUCCCAAGCAGAAGAUGAAGAUGGAAGUGACACACUCAAGGUUUUUUGCUCUAUUUGAAAAACAUGGUGGCUACAAGACAGGGAAAUUGAAACUCAAGCGACCUGAGCAGCUCCAGGAGGUACUGGACAUCACAAGGCUGUUGUUGGCUGAACUGGAGAAAGAACCAGGUGGUGAGAUCGAGGAGAAGACUGGAAAACUAGAGCAGCUGAAGUCUGUAUUGGAGAUGUAUGGUCACUUCUCAGGUAUAAACCGGAAGGUGCAAUUGACUUACUACCCUCAUGGAGUAAAAGCUUCUAAUGAGGGACAAGAUCCACAAAGGGAGGCUCUGGCCCCAUCUCUGUUGCUGGUACUGAAGUGGGGUGGAGAACUGACUCCUGCUGGCCGUGUUCAGGCUGAGGAGCUGGGGCGAGCUUUUCGCUGCAUGUACCCUGGAGGACAGGGUGACUAUGCUGGCUUCCCUGGUUGUGGGCUGCUUCGUCUCCAUAGCACUUUCCGCCAUGAUCUCAAGAUCUAUGCCUCUGAUGAGGGUCGUGUCCAGAUGACUGCUGCUGCCUUUGCCAAGGGCCUUCUGGCUCUAGAAGGGGAGCUGACACCCAUUUUGGUACAAAUGGUGAAGAGUGCCAACAUGAAUGGGCUCCUGGACAGCGAUGGGGAUUCCUUGAGCAGCUGCCAGCACCGGGUAAAGGCUCGGCUGCACCAUAUUUUACAGCAGGAUGCACCCUUUGGCCCUGAGGACUACGAUCAGCUGGCUCCCACCAGAAGUACUUCCCUGCUCAACUCCAUGACUAUCAUCCAGAAUCCCGUGAAGGUCUGUGAUCAGGUAUUUGCCCUGAUCGAACACCUCACACACCAGAUCCGAGAACGAAUGCAGGACCCCAGGUCUGUAGACCUGCAACUCUACCACAGUGAAACACUAGAACUAAUGCUACAGCGUUGGAGCAAGCUGGAGCGUGACUUUCGACAGAAGAGUGGGCGCUAUGAUAUCAGUAAAAUCCCUGACAUCUAUGACUGUGUCAAGUAUGAUGUGCAGCACAAUGGGAGUCUGGGACUUCAAGGCACAGCAGAGUUGCUCCAUCUCUCUAAGGCAUUGGCUGAUGUGGUCAUUCCCCAGGAGUACGGGAUCAGUCGGGAAGAGAAACUGGAAAUUGCUGUGGGCUUCUGUCUUCCAUUGUUGCGGAAGAUACUACUUGACCUGCAGAGAACCCACGAAGAUGAGUCUGUCAACAAGCUGCAUCCCCUGUACUCCCGAGGUGUGCUCUCCCCAGGUCGCCAUGUUCGAACACGUCUCUAUUUCACCAGUGAAAGCCAUGUCCACUCCCUACUCAGUGUCUUCCGUUAUGGGGGUCUUCUUGAUGAGACCCAGGAUGCACAAUGGCAGCGAGCUUUGGAUUAUCUUAGUGCCAUCUCAGAGCUUAACUACAUGACCCAGAUUGUCAUCAUGCUUUAUGAGGACAACACACAGGAUCCCUUAUCAGAGGAACGGUUCCAUGUGGAGCUACACUUCAGCCCUGGAGUGAAAGGUGUUGAGGAAGAAGGCAGUGCCCCAGCUGGCUGUGGAUUCCGUCCAGCCUCUUCUGAGAAUGAGGAGAUGAAAACCAACCAAGGCAGUAUGGAGAACCUGUGCCCAGGAAAGGCAUCAGAUGAGCCAGACCGGGCACUGCAGACUUCACCCCAGCCUCCUGAGGGCCCUGGCCUCCCAAGGAGAUCACCCCUCAUUCGUAACCGAAAAGCUGGUUCCAUGGAGGUACUUUCUGAGACUUCAUCCUCAAGGCCUGGUGGCUACCGGCUCUUUUCAGCUUCACGGCCACCCACAGAAAUGAAGCAGAGUGGCCUAGGCUCACAGUGCACAGGGCUGUUCAGCACCACAGUGCUGGGUGGCUCCUCCAGCGCCCCGAAUCUUCAGGACUACGCCCGCAGCCAUGGCAAAAAGCUACCACCUGCCAGUCUGAAGCACCGAGAUGAGCUCUUGUUUGUCCCGGCCGUAAAACGAUUUUCUGUGUCGUUUGCAAAGCAUCCGACUAACGAGCUGCUGGAUGACCAGCACCCUGUGGUCCGGUUGCUGCGCAGUUUUUCCUCUGACUGUACAGGGGGCCGGCCAGUCUCCUUGGAUGCCACGCUGGCGCAUCACCUGCACCAGUGCUCCUACCACCUGCGCCUCUUCCGGAACUGGCUGCGCUCAGGCCAGGAUGACCCCGAGUGCCUCUACGGAUUUGAAGGGUGUUCCAUGGUGCCUACCAUCUACCCUCUGGAAACACUGCAUAAUGCCCUUUCCCUACGUCAAGUGAGUGAAUUCUUGAGUAGGGUCUGCCAGCGCCACACUGAUACCCAGGCACAGGCAUCUGCAGCCCUCUUUGAUUCCAUGCACAGCAGCCAGACCUCAGACAGCCCAUUUUCCCCACCACGUACUCUUCAUUCACCUCCCCUGCAACUCCAGCAGCGCUCUGAGAAACCCCCUUGGUACAGCAGUGGCCCUUCUAGCACUGUGUCCAGCGCUGGUCCUUCUUCCCCUACUACAGUAGAUGGUAACUCCCAGUUUGGCUUCAGUGAUCAACCCUCCCUAAAUUCACACGUGACUGAAGAACGUCAAGGCCUUGGGCUGCUCCAGGAGACCCCUGGGAAUGGAGCACAAGAGCUCUCCAUAGAAGGGGAACAAGAGCUUUUUGAACCAAAUCAGUCCUCACAGGUACCACCUGUGGAAACCAGCCAGCCAUACAACAAGGAGGUGGCUGAGGAGGUCAUUCAGCCAUGUCAGGAGGUCCCUGACAUCAGCCAGCCAUGCCAGAACAUUUCUGAGGAGCUCAGCCAGCCAUGUCAGGAGGUCCCUGACAUCAGCCAGCAAUGCCAGGAGCACCAUGACAAUGGUAACCACACAUGCCAGGAGGUCCCUCAGAUCAGCCAGCCAUGCCAGACGGCCAGUCAACUGUGCCAGAAAGUCUCUGAGGAAGUUUGCCAGCUGUGUCUGGAGAACCCUGAGGAGGUCAGCCAGCCAUGCCAGGGGGUCUCUGUGCAGGUUGACAAGCUGGUCCAUAGGUUCCAUGUAGGCGCUGGUGGCUUGGUUCAGGAAACCCUUAUAGAAGUUGGCAGGCCAGCUGAAGAGAUCCCUGAGGAGGUCAGCCAGCCGUACCCGGAGUUCUCUGUGGAGGUUGGCAGGCUGGCCCAGGAGACUUCUGCAUUCAAUCUGUUGUCUCAGGGCAUUCCUGAGAUUGAUAAACCAUCCCAAGAGUUCCCUAAGGAGAUUGAUCUGCAGGCCCAGGAGGUCCCUGAGGAGAUAAAUUAGAAGUCCUGGGUGGUUCCUGAGGUGGUUGAUCAGCUGCCUGGAGAGGGUAUUCCUCAAGCCCAGAAUCCAUCUGGUGAUCCAAACACUCAGAGGCAGUCUCUAGCCCAUGACCAGCACUCACCCUUUCCACCAGCAACAUGUAAUUAAUUUUCUCAUUAGUGGUGUCACACUAUACCAGCCAUUUGAGCCAGCAACCUUUUCUCUUGGCUAACUCGCUGGCCGGCUCUCACCAGCAGUGUCUGGGGAAGCAGUUCCCUUGGUAUGAAGCGUACCUGUGCUAGAGCUGUGCUUGAGGAGGAGCCAGUUUUAGGUUCAAAGAAGCCAUUGGCUCUUCACUUAGCCAUUAGACUUGAAUAGGAUUUCCUUGGGGUGGGUUGGUCUGUCGUUACCCAGCCUUCUCUGAGCAUCCUAGGAUAUCACAGAUUGUUAAAGGAAAUGCUGCUUCAUUGCUGAAGACACCAUCUGGGGAUAGCAAAUGCAAAAGAGGGGACUCUAGGGUCUUCACUUUUCUGGGAAAACAUUCAUGACUUCUCAAGGUACCCUUAGACCAUAUGUGCAUUCAGGGGAUUCUUGUCUUUGCCAGCACUCCUCAGGUGAGCCAGGAUGGCCAUCUGAAAUGUCUGGAAAAU
Messenger RNA from Cebus imitator (Panamanian white-faced capuchin), 5423 nucleotides. It is a transcript of the gene PPIP5K1, whose product is annotated as diphosphoinositol pentakisphosphate kinase 1. Gene Ontology annotation, molecular function: inositol hexakisphosphate kinase activity; 5-diphosphoinositol pentakisphosphate 1-kinase activity; diphosphoinositol pentakisphosphate kinase activity. Gene Ontology annotation, biological process: inositol metabolic process; inositol phosphate biosynthetic process. Gene Ontology annotation, cellular component: cytosol. The transcript has 32 exons. The coding region runs from base 307 to 4794 and encodes 1495 amino acids. Lineage: Eukaryota; Metazoa; Chordata; Mammalia; Primates; Cebidae. The record is from RefSeq and is a predicted model, not a curated record.